Molecule: messenger RNA, 1026 nt
Organism: Rotaria socialis
Lineage: Eukaryota; Metazoa; Rotifera; Eurotatoria; Philodinida; Philodinidae
Source: the annotation of a GenBank genome assembly
AUGGCUGAAAAAAAUAACUUUCAUGAUGGAAUAAUGUUAAGACGUGGCUUACGUAAAUUUGAUACAACAUUAUUAUCAAAUGAUGGAGGAAAAUAUUCACCAUCAAUAAGAAGGCUUCGACAAAAUUAUUUGCAUGAUACAAAAUCUUUUACAGGUAAACUCCUUGCAUCCCCAACGCAAUCAUCAUUGAUAACAAAGCAACUUAACAAGCGAACUAGUGGUCCUCAAUUAUCUUCACGUCAUCAUCAUCAAUCAUCGAUUGACCUAUUGGCAACAUCGUUAAAAUGUGAUCAUUGUCAAAAAAAUGAAGGUUUAUUUCAAUGUUGUCAUUGUAAUCAACGUUUAUGUAUUCGAUGUUGUAAUAAACAUUUUAAAAAGGUUACAGCUGAAUGUGAGCAUCUACAUGAAUUAAGUGAUUCUCUAUUAACGAAAAUAAUUCAUAAAAAAACUGAUCUCGAAAAGCAAAAACAAAAAACAAUUGAACAAUGCCACAAAUGGCGUAUUGAUACAAUUAAUACAAUAAAUAGAGCACAUAAACUUAUGAUCCAGACUAUUUACGAUGAAUAUGAAAUACUAAAUAACGAAUAUGAAUUAUUUAUUCAAAAAGAAAUGUCUCAUAUAAAUAUUGAUGGAAAUGAAUUAAUAGGAAUGCAUGAAGGAAAUUCUAGUUCACUAGUUUUACAACCAUCAUCACCUAUGACAACAGCAAGUUCAAUAAAAUCAAUUGAUACAAUAAAAAAACGUAUUGAAACAUUAACUAAACAAAUUGAUGAAGAAGCAAAUUUUUCAUUGCAAGUUAAAUUACCAAUAUUAGAUAUUAAUAAUAAUAAUCUUCAAGUAGAAUCGCAUUUUGGUUAUAAUAUAAAAAUUAUUAAUGCACCGUGGCAAAAUGAACAUUCUAGUUAUGAUAUAUCAUUAAAUGAAUCUGAAGAAAUAUCUAAAAAAGAAUUGCCGUCUGAUUCUCAAUCACCAACAAGCAACACAAACGAUUCAUGUUAUUCUUCUUCUACGGAAGAAAUGCCAUAG